Messenger RNA from Carassius gibelio (silver crucian carp), 2122 nucleotides. RefSeq names its product nuclear distribution protein nudE-like 1-A. Gene Ontology annotation, cellular component: centrosome; kinetochore; kinesin complex. The transcript has 10 exons. NCBI's taxonomy places the organism in Eukaryota, Metazoa, Chordata, Actinopteri, Cypriniformes, Cyprinidae. The coding region runs from base 159 to 1148 and encodes 329 amino acids. Gene Ontology annotation, biological process: microtubule nucleation; centrosome localization; regulation of neuron projection development. The record is from RefSeq and is a predicted model, not a curated record. Gene Ontology annotation, molecular function: microtubule binding.
GAAAAAGAGGCGUCGCCAGGAUCACUUUACAUGACUCACAGACGUCAUCGGAGAGAGAGAAAGAGAGAGAGAUGCUGAAAUACUGAAGGCUGUGGCAGGAUCACAGUCAGUCCUACUAUCAGCGAUAAAGAUCCUGGAAAUGUUCAGGUUUAUCUGUCAUGGAUGCAAAUAUGAUACCAAAAUUCACCUCCAAAGACGAGGAAAUUGACUUUUGGAAGGCUCUUUCACUCAAGUACAAGAAAAGUUAUAAGGAGGCACAGGAGGAGUUGCUGGAGUUCCAAGAGGGGAGCAGAGAGCUGGAGACCGAGCUGGAGACACAACUGGGCCAAGCAGAGCAUCGCAUCAGAGACCUGCAGGCGGACAACGAGAGACUGCAGCAUGAGCUCGACUCGCUCAAGGAGAAGCUAGAGUAUCAGUAUGCUCAGAGCUAUAAACAGAUCUCCGUGCUGGAGGACGACCUCAGCCAGACUCGAGGCAUCAAAGAGCAGCUGCAUAAAUAUGUCAGAGAGCUAGAGCAGGCCAAUGACGACCUGGAGAGAGCUAAGAGAGCCACGAUAACAUCUCUGGAGGACUUUGAGCAGAGGCUGAACCAGGCCAUCGAGAGGAACGCCUUUCUGGAGAGCGAACUGGAUGAGAAGGAGUCUCUCCUGGUGUCUGUGCAGAGACUGAAAGAUGAAGCCAGAGAUUUGCGGCAAGAGCUUGCGGUGCGAGAGAGCCGGCCAGAGGUGAUGCGAAUGUCGGCCCCCAGCUCUCCGACUGCAGACAGUGACAAAACAGACUCCGCAGUCCAGGCGUCCCUGUCUAUGCCAGCUACACCGCUCAGCAAGACCCUGGACAAUGCUUUCACCAGCCAGACAGCUCUGGCCAACAGCUCCACUAAUGCAGCCCUCACGCCGUCUGCCAGAAUAUCAGCGCUCAAUAUUGUAGGGGACUUACUGCGCAAAGUUGGGGCUUUAGAGUCCAAGCUCGCAGCCUGUCGAAAUUUUGCCAAGGACCAGGCAGCCAGGAAGAACUAUGUCACAAACGUCAACGGAAAUCUGAUUAACGGGGACAUUUCAAAUUACUCUCACUCUCUCCACACAUCCUACUUCGACAAAGCCAGAAGAGAGAGGGUCAUUUUCCCUGCGUUGCUUCUGGCAGGACAGUGAACGGUUUGGACCCGGGCGCCGUGACGAACAUCACAGCUCCGCCGCGCUCCAACUCUCCAUCCAGCCUGGUGCUCAGCGUGUGACCCUCAGACACACACAAACUCCAUCACAACCACUAUACAGCAAUAUACCAAUUCACUACUUGAGACUACAGUGGGUUACAAUGCAGUUAGUAAUGGUAGCCCUACUGUAGCAGGCAACAUCUCAUACUAGUCUCUGCGCUGCAAUAUACUACAUUUUACUGCUGAAGUACUUGUUAAUAGUUCUUAAAAAGUGUAUAAACCCAUCUAAUAUAUUUAUGGUUACUGCUUAUUUAGGUAUAAGCAUAUAUGUACAUAUUUAAUUUAGUUUUCUCUGUUGUUUGCAAAUGUGAUGUCUUUUACCACAGUCCAAAAAUGUAUUUAUUGCUACAGUGUUGGAUGGCAAUGUAUGUGAAAGCUGAAAACAAAGGGAAUUUAUGUUAUUAAUAUAUGUUGAAGGAGAAAAGAAGAUGUAGGGUGGAGAUUUGACUAUCUAGACUUACACGUGCACUUAUAUGUCAUGGAAACUGUUUUCUAUUUUUAUCCCUGAUGUUUUGUAUUGGUUCACAAGGUCAUUUUAUUUUGGUAGGAUCUAUAGUAAGUUCUAAUGUGUGCCUGAGAUGGGUAAACUUCCCCUAUUUUUGUCCCCUGACAUGUUGCCUGGUGUAAGUGUGAAACAUCUUUAGAGUUGCACACAAAAGGUUUGUUUUGGUUCCAGCUGGUUUGCAUUUUAAACACUGGUUCGGUUAUAUUGACAAUCGACUGUUGUAGUGAUACGGUGUGACGACUUUUGCAGGUUGGUUUCACAGCCUCAUAGUAUUUGUUGGAAUAUCCAUAAAUUAUUUUUCUCCUUGCUGUGAAUUCCAAAUCUUAUUCAUUUUGGUUAGUGCAAUGUGUUCCAAAAGCACUUUUUGUUACGUUUGCUUGCUCAAAUAAAUGCUAGUGUUCUCAUGA